Messenger RNA from Pezoporus occidentalis (night parrot), 2839 nucleotides. It is a transcript of the gene LACTBL1, whose product is annotated as lactamase beta like 1. Bases 123 to 1871 code for a protein of 582 amino acids. The transcript has 7 exons. The record is from RefSeq and is a predicted model, not a curated record. Lineage: Eukaryota; Metazoa; Chordata; Aves; Psittaciformes; Psittacidae.
AGCAUGGCAAAGCAUCCUGCUCCCCUGCCACUGGGGCUCAGAUCAGACGGGGCGGUUUUCUUACGGUGUGCGUUCGCUGGGAUGCCUGACAACAGCCUUUGGGACUGAGACGGCUUUUGGUGAUGCAGGCAUCCAGCAGCCGGAGUCUCCUCAAGUUUGCUGUUAUGGAGGUGAAGUGGAUUCAUGUGUUGGGCAUCCUCUUCUUCGUGUUGUCUGUUGCAAUGACGGGCUGCUUUCUGUGGCAGUACAGCCUUCCCAAGGUGGAGCCCAGCCCAUCUGUGAUGGAAGUGAGAUCAGAAGCCGUGCAGAUGUGCCCCCGCUAUCCUGAACCAGUACCCCUGGACCACCCAAUCCCCAUUCUGAAGGAUGCAUUGGAGAAGGUAGAUAUGAUGCUGCGCCAGAAGAUUCAUAGCUCUGGUCUCCCUGCCAUGUCUGCCAUUGUUAUCUACAAUGACACUGUGCUUUGGACAGGCAACUUCGGGAAGAAGAACGCUUCGGACCCCUCCUCAGUGGUGCCCAAUGAAUACACUAUUUACAGAAUUGCCAGCAUCUCCAAGAUCUUCCCCACCAUUAUGUUGUACAAGAUGUGGGAGGAAGGGAAAGUCACGUCUCUUGAUGAUCCAUUGGAACGCUAUGCCCAGAACUUUGUUAUUAAGAACCCUCUGGGAAGGCUCAAGGAAUCGGAGCAGAGACACACAGCAGAUGGGCUGGUUUUCCUGGAAAAAGGCUCAGUGCCACUUAAGCCAUCGCCUGUUACCUUGCGCAGAAUGGCCAGCCAGCUCUCAGGUCUGCCCAGGAGGCUGCGGUCUACCAGCCUGCUGUGGAAGGGCAAUACACAAGAUGCUCUAGCUCUCCUGAAAGACGAUGUCUUGGUUGUUGAUCCAGGAACGAGAUGUCACUACAGUAAUUUGGCCUUCUCACUGAUGGCACAUGUGCUAGCUGACCACGCAGCGGAGGGGCAAUACCAGCGCUGGGUCUCAGAGAACAUCCUGGACCGCUUGGGCAUGGAGGACACUGGCUUUGACAUCACACCACCGAUCCGAUCCCAGAUGGCUGUGGGUUUCUAUGGCAGCCGGCAGCCAGCCCCUCUCUAUGACCUUGGCUGGUACAGACCUUCUGGCCAGAUGUACUCCACAGCUGCUGACCUUGCCAAGCUGGCAAUGGUCUUCUUAGGUACCUACCACCGCCGUCUCCUGGCACCUGACACAGUGAAGACGAUGCUCACCCCUCUGUUUAAAUGCUCCACGGAAUACUUUGCUAACAAGACCGGCACACCCUGGGAGAUUAAUGAGCAAUUGGGAUACGAUGUCAUUAGGAAGGAUGGAGACCUCGAUGGCUAUUCAGCAACCUUCUCCCUUAUCCCCAAGCUCCACCUGAGCUUCAUUGUGCUGAUGGCAGGGCCCAGGCCUCAGGGUGGGGAUAUUGUGACUCAGACAUAUGAGCAUCUUAUUCCUGCCAUGGAGACGGCAUUCAGAGAGGCAGAGAAAAGCUUGAUUCCUCCUCCAAGUCCAGGCCCUUAUGUUGGCUACUACACCUAUUCCAAUCUGACUUUCUAUGAGAUCAAAGUUGGAGCUGGUGGGGUGCUGGUCAUGCAGCAGUUUGGGCCUCAUGUGGAAGAGCUGAUUCCUGAAAAGUACCGGACAAUCAAGCUCCACCACCUGGAAGAUCGUGUUUUCCAAGUUGUUUUUGACAAGGAGUUCCCAUGUGUUCUGCACCUGGGCUCUGCUUCCAUCUCCCUGGAGACCCAAAACGGGCAGCUCUUUAACUUUUACCCCUUCGAUCGCAAAGGUUUGUCUCCUGGUUUUGAUGCGCCAGGGCUGAACACGUACAACGUGGUGCGUGUGCUUCGUAAACCUGUAUUCUAUAGCUAAAUGUCCCCCUGCUUUUCUGGACCCUUCUGGGACAUGGCUCCAAUUCUCUGUCUUACCAGACUCUCCUGUCUGUGUGGCUUUAUGGAGCUAUUUAAAAGGGAAAGAUGGUUGCAACGGACAAUUGCCCAAACAAUAUGUCACAUCCCACUUCUAAAACUACUUUAAUGGCUUGCAAUCCCUGGCAGUGCACAACGGGCCAGCUAGCAACUGAGGAUGCUUGCAGAAAACAGAGGUGGGAAUGUGCUGGAUGGAUGGAAUAUGGAAGGAAAAAAAGAAAGACAAGCAAUUAAGACUCCACACUUACACUGUCUGUUCGAUGACCAUUGUGGUGAUUGAUGGAAUCAUCACAGGGCUGAAAAUUCCCUCUGUCUCUCAGAAAAUGUAUCUUCUUCAGCCCAGGGCUCUUCAGGAGCUCAUCUAACAUGAAGAGGAUUCCUCACCUGGUUAAGCCAAAAGCAUCAUGUGCUAGAAAAUGACACCAGCCUACAAGCCCUGCUUGUGACACCUGGGAAGUGAGGGUCCAUUUCCUUCCUGGAUCACAUGGAAGCUGCGGAAAGAGCAUCCAGGGUGGAUGGAUUUCUGCAGAAGUGGUGGGCACACAAAGGAUGUUGAAGCAUUUCAGUAUUAAAGCUGAAGCUUACUCAUGUGAGCGGGCACAUAUGAACUUACGCUGGUAUAUUCCAGCGGGACUCAAGUUUGGGUCUAUGUCAGUAUAUAGGCAACUGUGUGAGUGUGGCAUUUAAGUACAGGAAUGCGUGGGAAUGCGUGCUUUGGGUAGGGUGUCUGUAGGCAUACAUACCCGUGAAGGAGGAUGCUAAGGGAAAGUGCGUUAGCCAGCAGAAGUCUACCUUUAGGACAGGUACAGCAGCAAGCAAUCUGCAAAGCCACAGGUGCAAUUUCUUCUCCCUGCUUGUGCCCACUCAAUGCCAACACCGUAUCGCUAUGAUGGGAGCAGGGUCAGGCACGAG